Messenger RNA from Bradysia coprophila, 693 nucleotides. RefSeq names its product tropomyosin-1-like. NCBI's taxonomy places the organism in Eukaryota, Metazoa, Arthropoda, Insecta, Diptera, Sciaridae. The record is from RefSeq and is a predicted model, not a curated record.
AUGGAAGUGGACAUAGAGUCAACACUAGAAAAUAUGGAAACUGAAAACAUUCAGCUUUCCGAUGCAUUAAAUGAAAUUGAAUAUGAAAAUAUUCAGCUGAAAGACCAAGUCAUGCAACUAAAAAAGUCACUUGAUAAGGAAAAGAAACUUCAUAGAAAGUUUGCUGAUGAGGUGGUUGUAACUGAAGAAACUCGAAUCAGUGUCUUCAAAAUUGAAAAACGACUACUCGUCCAAGAAAAUCAAUCCCUGGUCAGAGAAAAUCGUCAGCUUGGUAAAGACGUGGAAUUUUACAAAAAGGCUCAUGAAGAAUUGACGAAGGAAUAUGAAUCGAAUUCUUCGUUCAUGAAAUCUCCAAGCAAACCUAUUGAGACUACCUCAACCAGUCGAUCGUUCGAGUUUCCAGAGAAGAAUACUGAAAGACGCACUAGAGAUUUAACGAAAAGCAACACGAAAUUAUUUGAAGAAAAUAAAACUCUGAAAAUGAAAAUCGCUGAUAUGAAAGCAGCUCUAGCAGUCCUAAAGAAAAAGAACAAACAGUGCGAGAAUAUUGUAAAAGAAAUCAACAAAAAGGCAACCAAAUUUAACGCAGAAUCCGAGCAAUUAGAGGAGUUGAUUGCCUCUACUCAAACCACAAAUCAGGAUUUGUAUAAUCCUGAGGCGCUGGCAAAGCUUGAUCUUAUGGGCAACAAUUAG